Messenger RNA from Physcomitrium patens, 2395 nucleotides. NCBI's taxonomy places the organism in Eukaryota, Viridiplantae, Streptophyta, Bryopsida, Funariales, Funariaceae. The record is from RefSeq and is a predicted model, not a curated record.
AUCGCCUUCUUGGGAUCUCCGCUUGGCCUGCAGGUCUCUCGCACCAGAACACAACCCCAAUUCGUUACUGGGUUUUACCGGAUUCCCACCAUAGAGUUUCGGAAAUCGGUUGAGAAUCAAAAUCGGGUGAUGGGUCCGAGUCAUUUUCAGAUUUCGCAAUCCGAUUUCGCAACGCGUUCGGCGUCGACUGGGAGAGGCCGAAAAGCCGCAACGGACUCGGGGGUCGAGAAUAUAUCUCUUGCCUUAUACGUGUGAUGGUCACGCGAGCAGUGGCUCAACGUGGGCAGAGUCCUUGCGCUUACAUCCUUUUUAUCUCUAGUUGCAACUUUUGAACAAUAGGUGUAUUCGUUCGUAAUACUGGAUCUGGUUCUGCAUUGUUGAAAUCUGUCUGAAGAAGAGGUGGUGCACUUGUCAAGAUUAUGCAGAGCUAGUUAAGGAGCUGUUUCAUCGUUAUCAAUCAUCGUUUUUGGAGCAGUGCAAAUGAAGGCUUAUUGGAAAAACCAAGAAAACAAAAAAAAUAAAACAAAACAAAAAAAAAUAGAGACUGGAAAUUAGGAGGAUGAGAUUGAUCAUGAGGAGCAGUAUUGAUGAAAGGGGAAACUUACCAUGAGCACUAAGUGUAGGCGAGUUCGUUGAUCGGUAUCCUAAUAUUCGUUGAGAAGAUGAUUUUAAUUACGAUGUACGGGGAGAUAGAAGUUCAACAGGUGCUCUUUACCGCUUUCCUGAUUUGAAGUAGUAGGCACUGAACCUUGCAUUUGAGAUCGGCACAUGGAGUUUAAUGAGGAUCUUCUGGAGCUUUAUGUCCCGGAUUUCAACGUCAACAACGGCUUUGCUGGCAUCUAUCGAUAAUUUAGUGAGCGGACAAGGUUAUGGCCUGUACAUCAUCACCUCUCGCUGUCGUUCACCUGUUUCCUAUAUUGGAUUCGAGAUGUAGGAGUUUUCAAGGAGGUAAAGGAGAAGUGGAAGACUACUGAGUUUAGAAGGAGCUGCUUGAUUUAAGUUCCUACAUAACUCGUGCAUUAACCAAUUCGGAACAAUGGAUUCUUUCUCAAUGCGCUUGGAGAAAGAAUAGUGUGUGCGUGCGUUUCGCUAUCGGAUUCUGAAGAACAUUCAACAUCUCGGCUUGGUGCUAUCAUUCGGUUUGAAAGCAGUGUGGCAGGUGCAAGUCCCAUCUCCGUAUUUCAAAUUGAAUUCUGUGACUCUGAAAAUAGCUGAUACUUUGAAAAGAUGGAGCUGCAGAAUCAGGCGAUGUUGUGGUCGGAGCCGGAGCUCGUCGGUUGGGUGGAGAAGCGCGUUGACAAAUCAUUAAUUUGGAAUCGCCGUUUCUUUCUGCUACAAGGACCUUUUCUGUUUUACUAUAUCAAAAACACAGAUAUACUGACUACGGUACCAGUAGGAGUCAUCCCUUUAGAAGGCGCUUUUAUUAAAGAUGGGGAUGACACAGACACGGGGCGCCGGUUCUGUUUUCAUUUACGACUAGAACCUGAAGUGGCCUCGUUUGCAAAGUUUGCUAGUUAUCACAUUUCGGCUCCCUCUCAGGAAGCUAAGAUGGUCUGGAUGCAUGCUGUGCAAUUGGCUUCAUUUUCGCGACCUUUUCUCUUAGGAGAGCUACAGGUUGUCCGAGAGAAAGCAAGUCAUUUUGAAUCCUUACUUUCAAAGUCUCCAUCGAAUAGGAAAGAACUGCAGCGUCGUCAAGGUCAUGAAACAAGUGUCCUUCAGAAGGAGAUAGAGAGGGUGACAAAAGCGUACAUGAAGCUCAAAGAGGAGACGAUGCAGACUUUUGCAGAUGCUGAAAAGUACAAGAAAGAUGCUAUUAAGGCUUUAGCUGUGUGGGAAAUUUACACAGAUUACAUUUCAGGAAAGAAUCAGGGAGGCAGUUGUCACACUGUGGACAGGCUGAACAACGAGGCUGCCUUGACUAAUCAGUUGUUCAGGUUGUUAUCUUUCAAACGACGUUAUAUGAAUGGAGAAGGCAUUGAAAAUGUAAGCUCAUGUAAAUUUCGUUCCACUCCUAACUGGAAAAUAAUGUUAAGUAAGAAUGACUUUUUGUGUUGUUUGUGGCUUGUAUAAAAAAAACUUAGACAUAAUCAUGUUUUCAUUGCUUUCGUAAAAAUUCAUGAAUCUGUUUCAGAACAUGAUUUGUGGUUACAACACUUUGAUAUGAAACCAACCUAGUUUUAUAAAUUUAUCAUGUGCAUUUUUUCAACUAGUUAUUGAUGUACAAAAACAGUAGGGAAUGCUUUUUUGUAUAGUUAUCAUCAGUAGCUUUGGAGCAGCUACGAGUUAUUUGUAGGAGAGGGUUGACAAUUAUUCAAGAGAGACAAUUUCAAGUAGUUCUAUGAGCCUCCAAUCAUUAUGAUUAUGAAUAUUAUGAUAAAUUUUAUUAUUUAUGACA